Molecule: messenger RNA, 510 nt
Organism: Strongylus vulgaris
Lineage: Eukaryota; Metazoa; Nematoda; Chromadorea; Rhabditida; Strongylidae
Source: the annotation of a GenBank genome assembly
AUGUCACUACGCAAAACGCCACCUGUUAAUGCUGUCAAUGAUGAUCUGAAAGCACAAACUGAAGGUACCAUGAAAUGGUGUCAACAGCUGAAAGAACAGGUGACUAUCAUGGAGAAUCGCAUUCGAUCGAACAAUGCUAGGGGCCGUUCUGUAUUGAAUGACACUGCCAUACAAGGGCUAUUUUCCACUCUUACUGAAUUCCAUUCGCAAGUAUUGGGUGCACUUACGAAGUUGGAGGAAGAAAGAACCUAUUACGAGUCACUACAAGACCAUCUUGGUCAUAUCAGUGAGGCUCGUUUAGCUAUUGAUGAACUUCGGUCUGAGCAUGAAAGAAGACGUCAAGAACGUCUUGCAGAAGAACAGAGAAUGCGUCAAGCACAAAUGAAACAAACAUUGGAAAUGAUGCGUAUGAAGAAACACGCAAUGCUUAUGGAACAGCGUAACAUGGCUUUGCAAUGUUUUCAGAACCAGGAAAUGCAAGCACGACGGAAUCAGGUGUGUCUUUGCUGA